AUGUUCGCCUCCAGGAAGCGAGGUCGCGAAGACGGGGAGGACGAACUGCAACAAUAUGCGCCUGAUACCAAGAGAUCAACUUUACCGUUCCGUACUUCACCCGAUACCAGACACAUCCGCCCUCUCUCACAAUCACGAAGCCGACCCUCACCUCUCUUCACACAAACCAUCACUCCAGCAGAUUCUUCAGAGGAAGAGAACUCGCCGCCCUUCCAACCUACAAAUCAAGCCUACCAACUACAUUAUUCAACUUGUAGCACCAGCUCCGUCCCUCAAAGGGACCAGAGCUUUGACUUAGACAUGGACAUGGCAGACUCUUUGCCGCUUGUCUCGCCUCGACAAUGGGCUCAAGUUCCACGAACUCCAUCACCCAAAGCCUCACCAUGCACUAUGGAGUUUCAACAGUCCGAAUCCAAACAACCCCAAAACACUGUCACCGGUGGCCGGCUACCUACUCCAAUCUACGGGCACUUCCAGCGAUCCAUAGACGCAAAGCUCGAAACGGACGGGAAUCCAGAGAGUCACGCAUCUCGCUUGCAGCAAGAAAUCGACUACGAAAAUUACGUUCGCCGUCGGAGACUGCCGACCCCUAUCGACGAAGAUGAGGCUAUGGAAACCUCCUCGGCGAUGUCAGGAGAUAUGAUGGACUUGCAUCUUAAUGGCCAUAGCAGAAGAGGAGGAGUCGAUUACACCUUCUAUCCCUCACAGAUCUUGGGCUCGUCAGAAAACAGCUUCGAGUAUCACUCAAGUUCAGACUCUCUGUCGUCUUCGGCAGGCUGUGCUGCCCCACCGCCGAGGAAGCUAUCAUUCUCGAUGGGCCCGAGGGCAAAUUGCGAACUUUGCAUCCGGAGGGUCCCUGGACACUCCAAUCACAUCAUCCGGACGUGA
Messenger RNA from Letharia columbiana, 888 nucleotides. RefSeq lists its product as uncharacterized. The record is from RefSeq and is a predicted model, not a curated record. NCBI's taxonomy places the organism in Eukaryota, Fungi, Ascomycota, Lecanoromycetes, Lecanorales, Parmeliaceae. The transcript has 2 exons. The coding region runs from base 1 to 888 and encodes 295 amino acids.